Molecule: messenger RNA, 2822 nt
Organism: Pseudovirgaria hyperparasitica
Lineage: Eukaryota; Fungi; Ascomycota; Dothideomycetes; Acrospermales; Acrospermaceae
Product: WD domain, G-beta repeat-containing protein
Exons: 2
Coding region: 223-2658 (811 amino acids)
Biological process (GO): tRNA wobble uridine modification
Cellular component (GO): elongator holoenzyme complex
Molecular function (GO): protein binding
Source: RefSeq, a predicted model, not a curated record
AAAAGAGAGGCGGAUUGGUAUUGUUCCUGUGUCUGACAUGAUGGAAUGUGUUGAUAGAACGUGUGAUGUUUGGAGCCGCAGGGACUUUCUGGGUAAGGGAAAUCCCUAGCGAGUCUUGGCGUGGUUCCUAGCGGCAUAAAUUUCAUUCAGUCAUGGAGAGGUCACGUUUUCGAUACCCAUGCACGUUUUUUUGGGGGGCGUCAUGAAUAGAUAGUUAUAAGGAUGGUCGAGAUCAAAGCAGACUUCCUCGCUGCAGGUGGGAAUCGGCACCCUUCGGCGGCGGACUGGGAUCAGAACUCAGACUUGCUGGUGUUUGGAGCCAGCAACAAUGUUGCAGUGUGGAGUCCACUAGACACAUCAUAUCAUGGCAUCCAUGCCCUUCUGCCUGGCCACACCGAUACCGUCAGCGCCAUCAUGUUUCUCUACACUCCUAACUCAACACCCCUCUUUAUCAGCGGCGCCGCAGACAAGACAUUGCGCAUAUGGAGUCCUGAUCCAUCCUCGCCGAAUGGUUUUAUCUGUUCCCAAGUCCUGACUGACCACUCAGCAUCGAUCCAUUCCAUCGCAACGGUGCCUGGUAGUACCACUUUCACCACCGGCGCUGCAGACGGCACUGUGAAGAUAUGGCGCAGCGUCUUCGACGACGCUGGGUCGUUCGUGAAAGCAGAUCUAGUACAUAGUAUUACCUUGAUCCCCCGGCAUUUUCCAUUGUGUCUAGCCGUGGCUCAGUUGGACUCGGAGACCAUGGUAUUAGCAAUCGCGGGCACCAGGACAGCGAUCCAGGUCUACAUCUUUGCGGACUACGGGUACUCACUUGAGGCAACAUUAACGGGACAUGAAGCAUGGAUCAGAUCCUUGUCUUUCACACGAGAAACGUCUGACGCAAACUCCGACCUGCUCCUGGCAUCCGCGAGCCAGGACAAGUACAUCCGAUUAUGGCGCAUCCACGCCGGACAGGAACUUCCGCCGAGCUCGAGGGCUGCUAAUGAUCCGUCCCUGGGCGUAUUGGGGAAGUCGCUGUCGAACAAAGCGCAUAGAUUCGAUACUCAGGAGAAUUUCUAUUCGCUUACCUUUGAAGCGCUUCUUCUUGGACAUGAGGAUUGGAUAUUUACUGCGAAUUGGCACCGUCAAGGUCCUAACCUUAGACUUUUGUCGGCAUCUGCAGAUAAUUCCCUCUCGAUAUGGGAAGCUGAUCCGGCGUCUGGGGUGUGGAUUUGCACGACGAGACUUGGCGAGAUCAGUGCUCAGAAAGGUUCGACGUCAGCAACGGGCAGUACGGGUGGCUUCUGGAUCGGCCUGUGGUCUCGUGCUGGAGACUCCGUUGUGAGUCUUGGUCGGACAGGGAGUUGGCGUUUGUGGAAUUACGACAAGACGAAGGAUAUGUGGAUGCAGGAUGUUGCUAUCACAGGGCAUACGAAAGAGGUGAAGAGUGCAUGUUGGGCUGCCGACCACACUUAUGUCAUCUCCACCGGAUCUGACCAGACGACGCGGUUAUUUGCAGAGUGGACGGGAAACGGUAACAGAUCGUGGCACGAAUUCUGCCGACCCCAGAUCCACGGUUACGAUCUAAAUUGCGUAAGUUCUAUAGGGCCGGGCCGAUUCGUGUCGGGCGCAGAUGAGAAGCUCCUCCGAGUUUUUGAUGAACCAUCAGCAGUUGCCAACUUACUGGAACGUCUAUGCGGAAUAAAAACACACACUGAGGGGAAGCUCCCCGACGCUGCCAACAUCCCAGUCCUUGGCUUAUCCAACAAAGCCAUACAAGCUGUCGAAGACAAUGCGGAUGUAGAUGACCAGGACGAUGAACGCAUACCCAUCGACCCAGCUUCCGUCGUUCUCAAGUCGACGCUAGAUAUCCGCCACCCUCCACAUGAAGACCAUCUCGCCCGACACCUACUCUGGCCCGAAACAGAAAAGCUGUACGGGCACGGCUAUGAAAUAUCCGCAGUCGCUGCAUCUCAUAAUGGGAAAGUUGUAGCAACAGCCUGCAAAGCAAGCUCGAUCGAUCAUGCCGUCAUCAGACUAUACGAGACAAAGGAAUGGAGAGAGGUCAAGCCGGCACUCACCGCACACACCUUGACAGUCACUGGCCUAGCAUUCUCACACGAUGAUGAGUAUCUGCUCAGCGUGAGUCGCGACAGACAAUGGGCAGUGUUUCAACGCAAUAGCGAGAACGAGAACGAAUACAAGCUCGCAGCGUGCAAUCCCAAGGGCCAUUCGCGAAUGAUCCUCGAUGGCGCAUGGGCACCGGGUGCUGGCCCUCGACUCUUUGCAACUGCUGGCCGAGACAAAGCCGUCAAGAUCUGGAAACUUGAGGGCAAGGAGGCUACGGUGGUGCAGACACUUGCUGCUUCGACGUCAGUCACUGCUGUCGCUUUUGCGCCUGACGUUGUACAUGAGAGCUAUGUGUUGGCGUUUGGGCUUGAAGAUGGGGCGGUUGGCAUUGUACGCAUUAGGUGUGGUGACUUGAGUGUUGCUUCGGCCGAUACGAUGGAUCGUGCGAUUGCACCCACGAAGACGGUCAAUGAACUGUCGUGGCGCAAGAUUAGAGGAGAGACCAUGCCUGGUAGCGAGAGCUCCACAGGGGUAGAAUUGCAAUUUGUCGUAGCUAGCGACGAUGCGUCUUUGCGGUUGUUCAAGAUAAGCGAUUUGCUGUCCUAGGAGAUGCCAAAACAUCUUGAGGACAUGAAAAAUGUUUACAAAGCAAUGAAUACCCAAUUUGAUGUGACUUUACACAUGAAACAAGCUUCCUUAACCCUGAUACUACGCUGUAUACAUCCGAAGAAGACGCAAAAAAGGUCAUAAAAAUACAAUGCCAAGCCUCC